AUGGCGAUUAGCGCGGUUUCUGAUGCGGUAAAGUGUAGAAUGCUUCCCUCCACUUUCCGAGGCGCAGCAAUGACUUGGUUUAUGGCCCUGCCACAGGGAUCCAUAAAGAAGUUCCGCGACUUCGCGUCGAAAUUCCUGAGCCAUUUCUCUGCCAGCGAGGUCGAGCAUCUGUUUCAGAUUUGGCAAGAGGUGCGAGAGACGUUGAAGCAGUACGUGGAACGGUACAGCACCGCAUCCGCGAGAUUUGAGGAGGCUGAGCCUCGAACAUGCGUAUGCGCUUUUAGGAGCGGAUUGUCGUCAAGAAAGUUGAGCUGCGAGCUGAGUAGGAAACCACCGCGCUCGAUGACGGAGGUACGUGCCAGAGCGAGAGACUACAUCAUAGAAGAGGAAAAUGAGGCGCGUGAGAGGAAACGGCUGAGGGCAGCAAAGGUGUCGCUGGCGAGGAAGCGGAUACAGGAGAAAGAGGCAAGUAAUGUGCGAAAGGUUAAGGAAGUUGGCCAAUUAAUUUAG
Messenger RNA from Lotus japonicus, 510 nucleotides. RefSeq lists its product as uncharacterized. NCBI's taxonomy places the organism in Eukaryota, Viridiplantae, Streptophyta, Magnoliopsida, Fabales, Fabaceae. The transcript has a single exon. The record is from RefSeq and is a predicted model, not a curated record. Bases 1 to 510 code for a protein of 169 amino acids.